Diatraea saccharalis (sugarcane borer) is the source of this 1947-nucleotide messenger RNA. Lineage: Eukaryota; Metazoa; Arthropoda; Insecta; Lepidoptera; Crambidae. The record is from the annotation of a GenBank genome assembly.
AUGCUGAGACGUGAAGCCGUCGGAAUGCCGUUCAGAAACUUAUACGCGGACAAGAGUGAGUAUUAUACAGAGAAGAAGUUACGAUGUCCAAGGAUCGAAACCUCCUUAGACCAACAAAAGUUUGCAAUUUUAGGAAGGAGCUGGCUUCCGAGACCCAAUUUUCUUAAAUUCAGAAGCCAGGGUUUCAUUUAUUUGGUCCGCGCCAUGGAGCAGCGGCUGUGCGAAUGGCCGGCGGGCACAGAAGGCGCGCCUAGAGCCAUCUCGCGACUCGAGGGGCAGAUUGAAGAACAGAAACAGCUAAGACUCCAGGACGCGAAGCAGGUGGAAGCGAAAGCAGCACGUAUCAAAGAGUGGGUGACGAAUAAACUACGAGAGCUGGAACAACAGAACCAGUUACUACGGGAACAGAACGACCGCUGCAACCAACAGUUAGAACUACUUAGGAACCAUAUAGCAGCCCAAGGCACCAGAAACUGUGCUUUCCUACCGACAAGAGCGAGCCUCUCUCUUGAAGUGAGGACGGAGGAGAGCUCCACUAGAUCAGCAACCAGUCUUUUGGCCUCAAACCGAAGGCGCUCAGAGAGCCUUGAAGGGCCCCAGUUGCCGAUUACGUCAUCGGAACCGCACUAUAGCACUCCGGUGCGGCAUCGAAGGAACCUGUCAAUAGGUACCACAAACCUUGCCACUACCAGUCAGGCGGCUCUCACCACCAUGAAUAGGACCAUGGACGAGAGAACUACCGCCAGUCUGUUGGCCGACGACCUAGCGGUAACUUUUGAAGAUCCCAUAGCGCGUGCUAACCGUAACAUACAUGCAGUAUGGUAUGAGUAUGAAACUUCCUUUGAUAGCUUGGUCUCUGAAAGAGCUCGCAGUUUACACAAUAGAGAUCGAGAAAGUAGUUUCGAUUAUCGCCAACCCGUGUUGCCUUCAUACUCCACAGGCGUACCGGAGAUAAGUUUUCACAAGACGGCCGUUGAAAAUCUGGUCGUGUUGCCGACUACACCAAAUACGUCUACAGAUGGCGACACUACGCAUGAUUACGCUGAAAUAUACACACCAAGUAGAGAACGUACUCCCGCGUGGCAAGGUGCUGUCAACGUGGUAGUGCAAGGAGGCAACAGUCGGGGAGGAUCAUCUACCGGGGACAGUUCCACGUCAGAACAGCCGAGGCCACCCACUCCUCCUUUACACAGGUUCCCCAGCUGGGAAGCGAAGAUAUACCAGGUCGCAGACGAUGGACUCCAACAAUCUGUGGAAGGUGAACUGAGCCCCCCUCCGUGUACCCGGCCGAUGCACGAGUCCACCAGUUACCAAGACAUCUCCGUCCCUGUCUACGCCACUGUAAAAGGGCGCGCUAGUCAGAUAAGGUCAAUGCCGUUUACUGGCGACUCAUCAGAUGAUUCUUCUGACGGUGAAGAAUCUAUGGGUGUCACUGUACAUAAUACUCCACAUCACAACCCAAUUUAUGGUGCUCAAACAUCCAACCAAGUGCCGAUGCCCAUAAACAAUGUAAACCUAACAAGUGUCCUACCAGCUUCAAUACAACAGACGUCCAAUCACGCGUUGGCGCUAACCAACAGUGCUAAUGGACAGUGCAGUUCAUCUGACACCAGUUUGAGCGCCAGCAGUCCAUCGAAAAGUGUGAAAACAAGCUCUAGUUUGAGUCCAGCGAAGAGGUCUAGUAGUGGAUCGCCCAGUAAACAGAGCAAGACGAGAGACACGUCGUUCGAGUCGGGCAUGUCGGACGACUACGCGAUCCCGCCGGACGCGGUGUCGUGCGACAGUAUGGCGUCGCCAUCGCUCGCGUCGCUGUGCCGCGCGCCGCCCGCCGCCGAGUCACCGAGGCGUCACGACGCUUUAGAGAAGAGCGGCCAUCUUGCUAAACUGGGCGGGAAACUGAAGACUUGGAGGAAGAGAUGGCAAGUUUUAUCGAUAAAGAUCAAUUAG